AUGACAAUGGAUACCAGUGGAGUUCAACAAAUUAUAUCAGCGUUAGGUGUGGUAUAUGAUCCAAAAUCAACAAACAGUCAACGACAUGAAGCACAACAAUUUUUAGAAACAAUUAAAACCAACGAAGAAUCUCCAUUUUGGGGCUAUCAACUAUCAUUACCAGCCAAUAAUGGCAAGAACUAUAUUGUAAGAUAUUUUGGACUUUCGUUAUUACAAGGGUCAAUCACAUUGAACUAUCACAAAUUCGAUUCUUUAAAAUCACAAGCGAUUAGAAAUUGGAUUAUUGAAUUAGCGUGGAAAAUUGAACCCGAUGACCCACAUUAUAUUAAAGAAAAAGUAGCAUUUCUUUGGGUUUCAAUCGCCAAACGUGUUUGGGGAAACUACUUGAUAAAAACAUACAACAAUAAAGAAAACCACAUACCAGCAGAACCAACAGCAAACUCAACCAAAUUAGACCAAGAAUCUCCUGAAGUUAGUCCUGUUAGUCCUCAAGAUGCCAAUGACGGCUGGGUCUCAAUGGACAGCGAUUUGUGGAAAUUAUGGAAUAAUAAUAUAACAUGUCGAGAAUUGUCGUUGAUAAUUCUUCGAACUUUAUUUGAAGAUAUAUAUUUGUUGGACGAUCCAAUUGCGUCUAAACGCAGUGUUAUUUUAAACCAAUUAUCAAUUUUCAUAGUCACUCCUGACGAUGUGUUAAAUACCAUAUAUGAAUCUAAUCCAAAUGUGGCAAUGUGCAAAACUAUACCUAAUGGAUGGUUCAAGAUUUGGUCACAAUUCCUCAUUGAAAUCUUGUCAACAAACGACUUCAAAUCACAGACUUGUCAAACUUUUGUUCCUAAAAUUUUAUCGACAUUCAAGACUUGUUUACAUUGGGUUCAGCCUUCAGUAUUACGUGAAGAGAACAUUAUGCAAACAUUGAUUAAUAUUUUGACUGUCCCUGAUGUUAAAUGGAAAACUUUGGCCAUUGAUUGUUUACAUAUUUUAUUCACUAGAAAUUACAACGAUAGUGAAGAUUUUGAUUUCUUUAUUGGAUCUAUAUUCUCAACUGAAGGUAUAAAUAAGUUACGACAAUUCUACCAAAGUUUAACCUUGGAUGCUGACGACGUUGACGAACAAGUGUAUUCAUUAUUGAAGAAGACCGUAGAGAUGAUUGUAUCAUUAAGUGAAUAUCUUAAUAUAAGCUCCAAGAAUAAAAUCUCCUGGGAAGAUUCAGAUAUUGAUAACUAUUUGCAGUUGGUCUUGUCAACUACUAGCCAUCCAAGUUUAAUAAUCAGUGGGUUAUCAUUGCAAAUGUGGGUCACCAUAUUAAGAUUUGACGAAUUAAGUUCUAAACAACCAAUUAUGAAAUUGCUCCUUGAUUUGUUGGAAAUUGCUGCUGAUAGAACUAUAAGCUUCACUCUUGAUGAAGAACACAUUUCCAAGAAAUUCUUGAAUGCCGAUUUUGAUUCUACUCCAGAUGCUAAUUCGUUCUUACAAAAUUACAGGAAAUUUAAUGAAGAUAUUGUAAGAAUCACCGUGUGUAAAAUCCCCGAAGAUGGCUUAAUGUGGUUGAAUAAUCGAUUACAAACAUUUUUCAAUAGCGAAUUAGGUGGAAAAUGUAUCAAUGACUAUAAAUUAACUGAAAAAUGCCAAGCAUUCAACUAUGGAACUUCUCAAUUCAACAUUAUUGAAAAUUGUAUCCGAGGAAUAUCUCGUUGGAGAAUUUGGUAUAAUGAUGAUGAUUUUGAAGUUAUCAAUGAUCGAUUAAAUAAAUUGGUUGAAAGUUUAGGUGAACGAUUAUUAGCCAUGAAUUUAGCAUCGCCAUUGUUGAUUAGAAAACAAGUUCAAACAUUAGUACAAUUUGCCCCAUUAUUGAAGGAUGUUUCUCCAUUAAUGUUUCAAGUAUUGGAAAAAAUCUUGACCACAGCCACAUUUGAAUAUCCGGAAGGUAUCUCUGACGAAGAAAAAGAAUUGAUUCGUGAUUUGAGAACAAGUUGUGGUACCGAAUUAAAUAGAUUGGCUUAUAUCAUGCCAGAAUCAUUAAAGAGAAUAUUCACAGAUUUAGAAAACGUCAUUGCUAAUAUCUUAUCUUCCAAGAAAAUUAGUGAUCAUGAAAAUGUCGCCUUUAAAUCCUUCUUAUUAGUGAUUGCCUCUAGAUCUACCAUCAAUGAUAAAGAUGAGAUUUUUGCCAAGAUAGUUGAUCCAGAAUUAGCAGCAUGGUCUGCACCAGAAACCGAAAAGGGGUUAUUAGAUUUGCAUUGGUUUAUGGAAAGAAUUGGGAUUGUGGAAAUUGCAUCAUACUUUCAAAGCAGAGGCAUAACACCAACAAGUGAUUUACUUGAAGUUAAAAUGGACAAUGAGGGGAGAUUACUUAAGAAUAGAUUAAAAGAUCACUGGUCUUCCAUAUUCCCCAUUAGAGCCACUAGAAUUUUCAUUCAAUACAGUAUUGAAAAGUUAAGCCACGAUUCAAGUGAAUAUUUGAACUUGUUAAAAUUAUGGAAACCAAGAGUACAACCAAUCAUUCCACAUAUAUUGCAAUUGCUCACCCAAAUCCAAGCAUAUCACAACCCCAAAAAUUGGCAAGAUUUACCUCAGGAAGUACAAUCUUUUGUUAAGUAUAGUUGUAUGGAGAGAUUCUGGCAACAGGGUGUUUCAAUUCAAACUAAGGAAAACUUUAUUGAAGAAAAUGUCAAAGCCGCAUUAACAUUACGAGAUUUUGCUGAUUCGGUGGGUCAUUUAAUUAGAUAUACUAGAGAAUAUGCGUUUUUAACUAUGGGAUCUUUAUCACAAUUGGAAGAUACACUUUAUGAAAUCCCUAAUAUUGCCAUGAUGAUUUGGAAAUCCGUUGCGGGUGAUACUGCUGGGAUUACAUUACAUAGUUGGAAACAUAUGAUUAACAGUUGUUUGAGAAUUGUGAUCAAGAAUUGUCCCAUUAAAUACAUUGAUGUAUUUAUGAGUGAAUUGUUGCCUACUGCACUUAAUGAUUUGGAUGAUUUGAUUGUCACCAAAUGGAAAAAGAUUUAUAGUAAUGGAUUGCAAUUACUUGAAGAAACUGAUGAAACAUUAUCUGAAGAAAUGAUGGAAGAACAUAUGUUGCGUCAAUUGACUGCUACCGUGGUAAGAUUAAUUAUGGAUAUUGUGGGACAAUACAAUAGCAAAACAUUAACUGAUCAGCAAUUUGCCUGUCGAAAAUUGAUUAUUGAAAAUCAACAAGUCUUAGCUCCUUUCUUAAAGAUUUGUUGUCACAUUAUUCUGAUCAAGGAUACUAAAUGUUCAUUUAAUACUAUAUUAGUGGUCAGAAAUAUUCUUCUGGAUAUAUUAUUGAAGAAUGAUGAGGUUGACAAAUACUUGUGUGAUUACUUAAUGAAACUGUUGAUACAAGUGCUCACUGAUGAUUACUUUGUGGAAACCCACAAUGAAGCAGCCAUUGCAUUCACCACAUUAUAUUGUGGAUUAAGAUCGAAGAACGAUUAUCCAGCAAGAGUAUUAAUUCAAUUACUCCCCAAUAUUUCCACACAACAUAUAAGUAAUUUCGAAACGUUAUUAGUCAAUUCAAAAUCAUUAAAACACCAAAGGCUGGCAUUAUUAGAAUUGAUAAAGUUGUCCAAGGAGCAAGGUAGUGGCCUUGGUAACAUGUUUGAUGAAAUGAAUAACCGUACCAAAGAGUUGGAAAUUGCUUCUGCAAAGAAGAAGAAACUGGCUGGUGGUGAUUUAAUGAAUGAUCCAUUUAUUGAAAAUGGUGCUCUUGGGAACCUAUUUGGUGAAUAA
Spathaspora passalidarum NRRL Y-27907 is the source of this 3744-nucleotide messenger RNA. It is a transcript of the gene MSN5, whose product is annotated as karyopherin. Gene Ontology annotation, biological process: protein export from nucleus; RNA export from nucleus. Gene Ontology annotation, molecular function: RNA binding; nuclear export signal receptor activity. Lineage: Eukaryota; Fungi; Ascomycota; Pichiomycetes; Serinales; Debaryomycetaceae. Bases 1 to 3744 code for a protein of 1247 amino acids. The transcript has a single exon. Gene Ontology annotation, cellular component: nucleus; RNA nuclear export complex; cytoplasm. The record is from RefSeq and is a predicted model, not a curated record.